UAAAAUCUUUUGGAAGAGGCCAGUUGUCCCCAUUGCAUAAGUUGAGUGAGUGCAAAGCUAGUAUCAUUUGGCAGAGUCUUGUAGUUGUUGCAAAUACAGCUUUAAGAAGGAUGAAUCGAAAUCAACAUGGUUUAAGUUCUUCUAGAAAGUUAGAACUAAGGAUGAGAGCUGGGCUUGGGCUAAAUUGUUUAGUGCGUAAAUGUCUGGAUUGA
Molecule: messenger RNA, 212 nt
Organism: Ambispora leptoticha
Lineage: Eukaryota; Fungi; Glomeromycota; Glomeromycetes; Archaeosporales; Ambisporaceae
Source: the annotation of a GenBank genome assembly